Lutzomyia longipalpis is the source of this 5614-nucleotide messenger RNA. RefSeq names its product zinc finger MIZ domain-containing protein 1 (gene tna). NCBI's taxonomy places the organism in Eukaryota, Metazoa, Arthropoda, Insecta, Diptera, Psychodidae. Gene Ontology annotation, biological process: regulation of transcription by RNA polymerase II; protein sumoylation. The record is from RefSeq and is a predicted model, not a curated record. Gene Ontology annotation, molecular function: zinc ion binding; SUMO ligase activity. The transcript has 9 exons. The coding region runs from base 937 to 3816 and encodes 959 amino acids.
AAAAAAAAUUUGACAAUUCAAUUUUUGUACGAAAACACAAUCACGGCGUCUUCGCGAAAAUCCACUUUUAUCGCCAUUUCCCACGUGAAAAUGCCCAUUUUCGUGGCACGUGUACCUCCACGGAACGCCCAAGAGUGCACGUGUGUGGAUCAGGUGUGAGGGGAUGUGCUGAGAGUCGUGAUAAAUCCGUGGCAAUCAAUAAUUCCCACCAUCGAGUGCAGUGUUCCGUCUCUUGGGGAUUUUCAAUCAAUACUCGCAUUUAGGGUGCUUCCCGACCCUCUGAAUCCCACUGGACACCCCAUAGGACUCCCAAGGGGAGAAUUGCGUACAAACGGGGAGCCCGGAAGUGUGUGAAAAGUGGCUUUUGACCCGGGAAAAGAAGGGCAAAAAAUCCCAAAAAGAAGCCAUCGCCAUUUUAUAUGCAAAACACUGGCAACGUCGCAUUCGGAGACGGGAUUGUGGGACAACUUCCACGAAAAAACGUCCAGAAAGUCCUCCUGGAGUGAAGUGUACAGCUCGGUGGGGCAAGUGGUGUGAACUGUGUGAACAAGAUAGCCCCAAAGGGGUGUAUUUAGGUGAAAACAGUGAGGAAGAAGGGGGUGAGAAAAAUCAUUGAGAGACGUGCAAAGUGAGUGCAAUCCUCCCACCUCUGGAAUCGAUUGAUUUUGUGGUGUGAAGGAAGAUUUCUAGGUGGCAGGAGGACACUGGCUCAUCGCAUUAGAGGAUAAUGUCACGAAGCUACUUUAAGAGUGCACCUAUCUCGCGGAAAAACACUCAAACAGAGGAUGUUUAGCAGUCAAAGCAGCAAAUAAGUGUCUGUUAAACUGCGAAUGAUGCGGAGACACCAAUAAAAUCUCAUGGCAUGAAAUUUCACGCAAUAUUUAUGAACGCUUAGCAAAGUAAUUUUUGCAACAAAUAAAAAAAAAACAGAACAAAAUGAAUCCUCAACUGGGUACAGCGACAGAGUCAACGAUGGCAAAGGAUCAAUUGCCACCAGCACGGAAUUAUGGGGAUCCAACGAUGGGGUAUCAGCAGCAGGGGAAUCCGUAUGGGCAGCAAUUUCAGGGGCAAAUGGGGCCGCAAUUUGCACAGAACACGGGAAUGAUGGAGGAGCAUCAUAUGCAUCAGCAGUUUGGGCAUCAGAAUCCGGGGCAGCAGAAUAUCCCGGGGGGAGGAGGAGGAGGAGGAGUUAUGUACAAUCCACAGGGGCGACAGAAUACAGGAAAUAAUGUCAUGAUGGGUUCCUAUGGGCCUGGGUUUGGUGGGCCACAGGGGGGUGGAGGUAUGAUGAUUCAGGGGCGAGAUCAGUAUGGGAACAUGACCAAUUUCCCAGGCAAUGCAGCUGGGCAGCAAUUUAUGCCGGGCAGUGGAUCAAACAUUCCGCAUGGGAUGCAGCAGAUGGGUCAGAUGGACAUAAACUACAAUGCUGGGAAGCAGGAGAUGAUGCCGAUGAAUCAGAUGCCAAUGGGUCAGGUGGGGCACAUGGGGCAAGGGCAAAUGGGGCAGAAUGUGAUGCAACAGAUGUCACAGAUGGUUGAUAUGAAUCCCAUGGCAAAGAUGCAGGGAAUGGCCAAUGGGUAUCAUCAAUCUCGCCGAAUGGCACCCUAUCCAUCCCCAAUAAUGCAUGCCACCCAGAAACGCGGUGGGAUGUAUGCGAUGGGGCAGCAGAAUGUUCCUAUGGGGCAAAUGCAGCAAUUUCCUCCGCAACAGGGGCAACCACAGCAGCACUUUGUUCCACUGCAGCAACAACCACCGGCUCAGUAUGGUCGUGCUGGGGUUCCUGGACCAAUGCACGGCAACUAUGGGCGUGGACCCAUUGCCGGGGGGCCGCCAAUGAUGGGGCAGCAACAGGCACAGAGGGUGUCAAGUGCCAUCCCCUAUGCAUCCCCACCGUAUACACAGGGUGGCCCGGGAACGGGUAGCCCACAGUACUCGAAUCCCUCGGGCGGAGGAACCCCAUUGCCGAGUGGGACAAACUUCCAGCCAAACAUGCAGCAGAGUAUGCAGCCAGAUGUACGGCUUGGGUAUCAGCAUAGCCCAGUGCCGGGAAAUCCAACCCCACCUCUCACACCAGCCUCACUCAUGACACCCUACAUUAGCCCCAAUCCGGACGUGAAGCCACCUAUCAAUCCGAAUGAUGAAAUGCGAUUAACUUUUCCGGUGAGAGAUGGAAUUAUACUGCAGCCCUUCCGUUUGGAACACAAUUUGGCCGUGAGCAAUCAUGUGUUCCAAUUGAAGCCCAAUGUUUAUGGGACACUCAUGAGUCGGGCUGAUCUUGAGUUGCAACUCAAGUGCUUCCACCAUGAGGAUCGUCAAAUGAAUACCAAUUGGCCGGCAUCCGUACAAGUGUCUGCCAAUGCAAUUCCCCUUAUAAUUGAUCGUGGAGAACCCAAAAUGUCCCACAGGCCACUCUAUCUAAAGGCGGUUUGUCAACCUGGUAGGAAUACCAUUCAGAUCACCGUGAGCGCCUGCUGCUGUAGUCAUCUCUUUGUCCUCCAACUUGUUCAUCGGCCAUCAAUUAGGCAUGUCCUGCAGGGCUUACUGAGGAGGAAUCUCCUAGCUGCUGAGCACUGUGUCAAUAAGAUAAAAUGUCAUUUCCAACAAGUGGCAGCAACGACGAAUCGUCCACCGGAUGGAGCGGAAGCAGCAAAUCCACAGAAUGGGGAUAAUCCAGCAGAUACACCAUCACAGACGGUCACGCUCAAGUGUCCCAUCACCUUCAAGAAAAUCUCCCUGCCAGCACGUGGACAGGAGUGUCGGCAUCUUGCAUGCUUCGACCUAGAGUCCUACCUGCAAAUUAAUUGCGAGAGAGGCAGCUGGAGAUGCCCAAUUUGCAACAAAUCUGCACUUACGGAAACACUAGAAGUGGAUCAGUACAUGUGGGCAAUUCUCAAUUCUCUCAGUACGCAGGAUGUGGAUGAAGUUAUCAUUGAUAAUGGGGCCAAUUGGAAGGCAGUGAGGAAGAAUGUGGCCAUAACAAAGCCGGAAACGGAUGCUGAAAAUAAGCAAAUGAAUAGCAAAGUUAUGAGUCCGGGAUCAACAAUUCUUCCCACGUGGGACAAUACUCAAGCCAUGAGUCCAUACAUGUGCCCAGAUAUGAAUACCAUCGCCAGCGGGAGCAUGAUGACCGGUGGUGGAGGUACUCCUGGUGCAAACAAUAGAAGUUCCCAUGAUAAUUACUAUAGUAGUGGUGGAACAAGUGAUUCAGGGAGUGGGAAUUUCUAUUUGAACAGUGAUUUGGGUGGUGGUGGUGGUACAUCAGCUACAUCACAGGGGAAUCCUUUGGCCAAAUUGACGGAUUCAGUGAAUUCUCUCGAUCCACUGGAUGCAAUGGAGAAGACACUUAAUGAGAAAAUGCCACCGACACCGGGAAGUAUUACGGGGGCGCCACUAACCCCGGGAUCAUCACAGCACAAUAAUAGUGGUGAAAUGACACCCACAAAGGUCCCACCGCCAUCAAAUAGGCCAAAUAGUGCACAACAACAGCAGCAACAGCAACAGCAGCAGCAGCAUUCCACAAAUACAAGAAAAGGAUCAGAGACGGAGGCAGCUGCAACGGGAGGUGUUGGGGGUGUUCUACCAGAGGCGAAUUUCUCCACACCGGAUAUGUCCUUUAAGCAGGGGGUUCUGCAGGCCGUUAUAGAUGGGGAAGCCAAUCCGGAUUUGAAUUUGCAACUUUUGUCAGACAGCAACAUCGAUGCUAUGGAAUUACUUUCGUAUCUGGACCAUCCAACAAAGGAUCUCAAUACACCACCGUCCAGUGGUUCAAGCAACAACCCCAACAAUGAUGACCUUUUGGCCUCGCUGUUUGACUGAUCGGCAAAGUAAAGAGGGGAGAUCAUCCCCUUGUGCAAAAGCCGGAUUUACAAGCGCCCCAAAAUUGAUUAAAAAAAAAACAAAAACAAAAUAAGAUGAAAGCUAAAACAGUUAGUAAGAAAAACAAAACGUGAUUUUAUUAUUGAAAAUAUUGAUGGAAAUGAUUAUAUUUGAAUCAAAAAGGAUGCUGAGGGAUAAUGAUAAAAUAUAAAUGAAAAUGAAGUAAAAAAAAAACUUUCAGAUACAUUGAAUUCAUAAAGUAGUAUUGCUACUCAUUGAUCAAAGUAAUUGCACGUAUAAAAACAAAAAAAAGUAUCUUACAAUUUAACAAGAAAAUGAUACAACUUACGACUAAAUUAAAAAAAAAUAAUGCAUAUUUUUAUUUAAUUAUUUAUGCUUGAAUUUUAUGGUAAAAGCUUUAUUCUCUCUGCUAAAAAAAAUCUAUGGACAUGUUUUUAACUUUUAUUUUUUUUUUAAAUUAAUUUCCGCGAGGGGAAAAUUAAAAAAAAAAAUGAAGUAAACCACCGAGAAGUCGCAUCAAAUCACUCGCUAACACUGCCAUUCCCUGGAAGAAUAUUCAGCACUAGCUUGAGUCUAGUUUUGCUGGGAAAGUUCUACAAUAAAAUGCGAAGGAAGAAUUAUAUUAAAUUUUUAAAUUAAAAUUUUAGAUGAAAAUAAAAAAAUAAAAAAUAAAAAAUAAAAGAGAAACAAACAGAAAGGUCCAUAGAGGGAAUUUUUUUAAUAGUUUAAGAGACAUAAAUAAAAAUUUUAUUAUACAUCAUGCAUAAAAAGAAAUUGAAAAAUGAAUUUACACUGAAAAUAACAAAAAUUUCGUAUUUUUUUUAAAUACAAAACUUAAUGCGAAUUUAUCUUAUUUUUUAUUUAUAAUUUUCCUAUCUUUUUGAUCACUGAAAUCAAUCCAAAAUGAAAAAAACAUUAAAAACUGAUUUUAUUUUGCUUUUUUCGUGGGGUAGUCUGAUUAAUUUUUUUUCUGGGGCUUUAGGUUAAUUUUUAUUUAUAAUCUUAUUUGUUUUUUUUUGCACAUUUUUGAUUUGUCACAAAAUCACAUUUAAUAAUGCACUUUUGGGUAUUUUAUUUAUAUAAAAAAAAUAUUUUAUUGUUCUUCGUGAAUUUAAUUUAUUUUAUUUUUCUGUCACUAAUAUUGGUAAAAAAAAAAAGAAAUGAAAACGAAGAAUGAAGAAAAAAUGCCGGGUGAUUGUGCCAAGUUGUGUCAUUGCUACGAAUUAUUUAAUUUUAAGUAAGGAGAAAAUUAAGGAUUAGCAAGAAGAAUUAAUGAAGAUUUUCCCCUCUAAUCACGAUUUUUGUGGUUUUUUAUAGUGUACAUAAAAUAUUCCUGGAGGAAGAAAUAAUUUAACAACAAAAAAAGUCUUUUAAAAAGCAGUAUAAAUAUUUAACAACAAAAAAAAGAUGAGAUAUUAUUGAAAAAGGUAAAAGAAAAACUUUAAACUAUGCGGCAUUUUUUUCCCAUGUAAAUACGUUCCGAUAUCAACUAAUUGGGGUUUGUUUUAGUGAAUGAUUUUUCUUUCUUUUGGAAAAUUCAAAAUAUAAAAGAAGAAGACUAUGAGAAGGAUAUUUUUAUUUUUUAAUUGUAAUGCCUCGUUCUCUAGGAAGAACACAUUUUUUUCUCUAAUUGAAAGAAAAAGAAAAAAAGGAAAUACUUAUAAUACAAAAUACAUUUUAAGGUACUUACUUCUCUACGUCUGCUUGCAGAAUACUCUCAGAAUUGCUGGGCAGAUUAAUAUAAAUAAAAAUCGUGUAUCUAGUCAUUAAAAAAAAA